AAAAUGCCAUUUCACAACUCAGCCAAGACGAACUCGCCAGACGCCUAUGGCCACCAAAACCUACGGCGAUUUCUCCGCUUUUAUAAUCCCCGAGUCAACUCCUCUACUGGAUCUUCACCUUUCGCUUAGUGACCAUCGAUUCACCUCGAGACGGGCUAUUAAGAAUUGAGCAGCCAUGGGCGAUAAUAUGGUUAAUUUAACUGCUGAUGGAGGUGUCAUCAAGCAAAUCAUAAGGCGAGCUAAGGCUGAUGCUCUUAGUCCUACAGAGGACCUUCCUCUUGUGGAUGUUCAUUACGAAGGCACCCUUGCUGAAACUGGUCAAGUUUUUGAUACUACACAUGAAGAUAAUUCUGUGUUCUCUUUCGAGCUUGGAAAGGGAUCAGUCAUUCAGGCUUGGGACAUUGCAUUGAGAACCAUGAAGAUCGGGGAGGUAGCAAAAAUAAUUUGCAAGCCCGAGUAUGCCUAUGGUAGUGCAGGAUCUCCUCCAGAUAUCCCACCCAAUGCGACCCUUAUUUUUGAGGUGGAACUACUGGCCUGCAGGCCAAGAAAGGGAUCUAAUCUGGGCACUGUAUCAGAGGAAAGAGCUCGCCUAGAAGAGCUGAAGAGGCAGAGAGAGCUCGCAGCUGCUGGCAAAGAGGAAGAGAAGAGGAAGAGAGAAGAAGCCAAAGCUGCUGCUGCCGCCCGUAUACAAGCCAAGUUGGAAGCCAAGAAGGGUCAAGGAAAGGGAAAGGGCAAAGCAAAAUAGGGCCAUCUCCCAUUCUCAUUCACAAGAGGGUUAGAUAUGAUUAUUCAAUGGAUUUAUCAAAGUGCAAUAUGAAGCGUGAUAGUUAAAAUGAUGGAAUAAUUUUAGUCAUAAACCCAUGACCAUGAAAACCAUUUAUCUCUAUGGAUAAACUAACGGAAUUGUUUUCUUUAA
This is a messenger RNA of Mangifera indica (mango), 916 nucleotides long. Its product is annotated as peptidyl-prolyl cis-trans isomerase FKBP20-1-like. Gene Ontology annotation, biological process: protein peptidyl-prolyl isomerization. Gene Ontology annotation, molecular function: peptidyl-prolyl cis-trans isomerase activity. NCBI's taxonomy places the organism in Eukaryota, Viridiplantae, Streptophyta, Magnoliopsida, Sapindales, Anacardiaceae. The record is from RefSeq and is a predicted model, not a curated record. Gene Ontology annotation, cellular component: cytoplasm. The coding region runs from base 176 to 745 and encodes 189 amino acids. The transcript is spliced from 6 exons.